UAAUGCGAUGUUUUCGACCUCCUGUUAUUCAUGCAGCAAUUCGAUAUGCAGAAACCCUACCUAGAGAGAAAAAAAAGUGUUCUUUGCAGAUUUGCGGAUGAAGAUGGAGGUGGAAUAGGUGGCUGUGCAAGCCAACCAUGAGGAUGUUACUCCCUGGCAGCGACAAACGACCUCUUUAUUUUGGUUUCCCGACUGAGAGUCAUCAUAAGCUCUCGGCAUGGAUGUAUCCAGGGGUUGAAGGGUUGGCCUCCUCCUUACGGAGUUGCAUCCAUCCGAGGCACAGGGCCCAUAAGGUGGUCCGUGACUGAUGAUACUCUUCCUUCCCCACUAGGUUAAUUUCACUCCAGGGACCGGGCCCGGGGGAGAGGAAGCCAAGCGGACUGGCGAGUUAUUUACUACAGCGCAGAUGCAGUUCUGAUGCAGUGAGAGCGUGGGUUCCCACCGCAGCGCCGCAGCAGGGACAAGCAGGGAAUGGUGCUUUGGUGGCUUGCCAAGGAUGGAUGCUCAUGAGAGCAUAUGGUUCUCGCUGCCUGUGCUUCGUCCACGUUAGCGAACUCCCAAGAGUGGGCUAUGUAUGGCUUCUGGAGGAGCAUACACGAGCCUGAGCCUGAAGAAACGCGAAGAGAAGAGAGCUUUGACAUGCGGCUCUGCGCCUGUGGUUGGCAGCUGCCCAAAAAGGGUGGUUGCGGCUCUGGGGGAACCACAAGGCAGAUUCGUCGUUGAUGUCAGUCAGAAGAAGCAUAAUCCUGACUACUGUUAAAUACUACUCUCCACUUGCUUCACCCUUCUCUCUCUCUUGUCCUUCUGCAAGAGGGCUAAUACGGAGUUGAUUUCGUUGGUGAUUACCAUGUUGGCUCUCUGACUGAACCCACGCCCCUUGCUCCGUGCUCCGUGCUGCACUGUAAAUCAAAGCUGCAGCGAUGGCCAUAUCGACGGCACUUAAUGGAGAUCCCCCUCACAUUUCUGACAGCGACAGUGAUCGGUUCCGGCCUGUCCUUUUGGACAACGACCCCAAUGCCAUCGUCACAGAUGCUCCGGAAGAGCCUUUCCGAUUGGGCCGUCUAGAUGUUGGCUGCCUCGUCAUAAACAGGAUGAUAGGGACGGGGAUUUUUUCGUCGGUUGAUUUCGUUGUUCAGGGAACGAGAAGCAUCGGGGUCUCCCUGUUAUUCUGGUUCUUCGGUGUCAUAUAUUGCCUUGCUGGAGUGCAUCUAUACAUCGAAUAUGGCCUUAGCACCCCAAGACGUCGCUUCGAAGGGGUCGAACAGGGCAUUCCCCGCAGUGGAGGCGACCUUAACUAUCUUCAGUAUGUUUACCGGAAACCGAAUUAUCGCAAAGGCACAGUGCUCCUCUCUGUCACUACGUUUGCCGCGGUUUUCAUUAUGUUUGGCAAUGUUGCAGGAAACUGCGUGAACUUUGCUGUGAGGGCGCUUCAAGCUUCAAAUGCAGAAGUGACCAACGAGGCUGUGCGAGGAAUUUCCAUCGCAGUAGCUCUUUUUACCUGCUUUAUCCACACCUUGUCUCGCCGUGGCGGCAUCCUUUUGAGCAACCUAUUUGCUAUGGUCAAACUUGCAAUGCUAUUUCUGAUACUCAUUGCUGCCAUUGUCGCUGCCACAGGGGCUUUCCCACAAACCGAGUCUGCCGCUACUAAAAACUUUGAUCCUGAGACCUCCUUUCGUGGCGCGUCUACCCAGGCCAAUGACUACGCGAAUGCCUUCUUAUUGAUAAUUUUCACUUUCAGCGGGUUUGAACAACCCAACUAUGUCCUUGGUGAGAUUUCAAGACCCCGGCGUAAUUUUCCCGUAUCCAUGAUCACCUCUGUCUCCCUAGUUGGCAUACUCUACAUGUCGGUCAACAUUGCAUAUAUGGCUAUUGUGCCCAAACCCGACCUAUUUAAUGAACAAGUAAACCUUGCUGAGAGAUUUUUCGAAUUAACUUUUGGAAGACUCAACGUUGGUGAUAACACUGGCCAAAGGAUCUUCAACGCUUUCCUAGCUGUCUCUAGCUUCGGAAAUAUAGUUGUCAUGACCUACACAGCCGCGCGAGUGAAGCAAGAGAUAGCAAAGGAGGGGAUACUACCAUUCCCCAAGUUCUUUGCGAAAAAUCGCGACUUUUCAUUCGGUCGACUACUUCGAUGGGCCCAUCGCCGUCCUACCUUAGCGCGAUUAUUCGGACGGAUAUUGAAAUCGCCAUGGUUCGCUCCCGAACAUCACUCUGAAAAGACACCAGUGGGGGCUCUAACACUUCAUUUCGGAUCCUGUUUGGUUCUACUCAUGGCUACGUACGGUGUGGAGCCGAAUAAUACUUACAGCUUACUUUCGAGAGUAUACACAUACGCCGUCCACACGUUUUUCGGAGUCCUACUCGCGGGCGGGAUCCUGUACCUCCGGCUCAAUGGCAAGGAAGGAUGGCGAAAGAAAGCGGUCGGCAUUAACCCGUUCCUCAGCCUUAUGUCAGCCAUAAUUUACCUUUUCGGGAGCUUAUUUCCGGUCAUUGUCUCCUGGGUUGAGCCUAGCGGGGAAUUCAAACGGGUCUACACAACUACAAUCAAGUGGUAUCUGGUCCCCCUGCUUAGCUGGUCAGCAAUCGCCUUCGGGGCAGUGUGGUGGCUGGGAUUUAUCAUUCUUGGCAAACGAACUGAGAAGCGCACCGGCACUGUAUUUACGAUUCAAAGAGAGCCUACGUUUGAGCGCGAUCCCCCUGUUGAUGGGCCGCCCAUCCAGGUCAAUGAGACUGUGUAUUUUGCGUGGGUCGCCAAGGAGAACCUGCCAGAUGGGCAGGAUUCAGAGGGUGGACAGGAUGAUUUUGCCAGCCAUGAUUUUGCCAAUGGUGAUUUCGCGGGGAUGAAUGCCAUGACGGAUUUCGACCAUCAUUUAAGGCAGUAAAGGUCCAUCCUUUCAUUACCUCUCUCAACAGCGAGGGUGCUCGUUAAUGACACUAUCGAUAUCCAACAAACAUAUACUUGCAAGUUUCAGGCGAUUUCUAGCGUUGUUACUUUAUAUAUAUACAUAUAUAUGUACGUUGCUUCCCACUUCCCGGCUAUGUUUUUCUCUGGUUUAGAUGGGUUCACGUUUAUGCUAGUAGUCUCUGUACUUAUUUUACUUCACGGAAAGGUUAAUCGGGAUAAUUAAGCAUAGUCAUAAGUUUUCCCCCGUCCCCCACCUCCUACCAAGUAGGAUAACGCACGUUAGUAGGUCUCCGUUGUUUGCCAUUUUAUGUAGGCAAAAAACAUCAGCUCUUGCGCAGUUACAUAGCUAUCUAUACAGGCAGUUGUGGUGGCAGGGCAGUAAACGUUACUGUGUUAGUCCAGGAAAGGGCCCUGUUGAAUUUAACCCAGGGUCCAACAGCUACAUACUCCGUACACUAAAGUGUACUCUAGCUAUAUCUUGUCUGGAGUUUCCUGUAAGUCAAGUUAGACGCCUGGGUAAUUGCCCAACUAGGCCCCCUGGUGCCUAGGUGUGAGGGAGGGAUCGAAUAUCGAAUCUGCUUUCGAUUGGAUAUGUGUAUAGAAAUCAUGGUACCACGCCCCCGUUCCUCACGCCACAACGCGAGAACAGCGCCUUCGGAGACCGUUUAUCAUGUUUCAUGUUUAGGGUAUAAAUUCAAUUUAGUUUUAUAUAUUAUAUAAAAUAUCAUGGGAUAUAUAAUGCGUUUCAAACUUAGGGCGGAAG
Molecule: messenger RNA, 3668 nt
Organism: Blastomyces gilchristii SLH14081
Lineage: Eukaryota; Fungi; Ascomycota; Eurotiomycetes; Onygenales; Ajellomycetaceae
Product: high affinity methionine permease
Exons: 6
Coding region: 921-2882 (653 amino acids)
Biological process (GO): amino acid transmembrane transport
Cellular component (GO): membrane
Molecular function (GO): L-amino acid transmembrane transporter activity
Source: RefSeq, a predicted model, not a curated record